AUGUAUUCUACAAAUAAUGAUACAAAUAGUACAACAUUAAAAAGUAAAAAUCUUUUAACUCAAUGUUUUGAUAUUAAAGUUAAUCCAAAUGUUAAAGCACCAAAUCCACAUCAAGAAAUUGAUGAUUAUUUAACUUCAGAAUUUACUUAUAAUUAUGAUGCAAAUUAUUAUAAAGAUGGUGAUAUUGAUGUUUUAUCCUACUGGAGAGAAAAACAAAAUCAAUCACCAGUGUUAGCAUGUUUAGCUAAAACAAUAUAUGCUAUUCCAGCAUCCAAUACCAUUAUCGAACGAUUAUUUUCGGCAUCGAAAAACACAGUUAGCGAAAAACGAACCAAUUUGGGUUCGGAAAAACUUAACCAGCUGUUAUUUUUACAAAAAAAUUUUAUUUUAUUGAAACAACUCUUCUAUGAAAAUGGAAGAAAAAGAACUAUUUCGAUGUCAUCGACAACAACAAUAUCAUCUGAAGAUUCGACAUGUACCAUGCCGAAACAAUUAAAAAUUGAUGAUGAAGAAAAUUAUAAUCCUUCUGAUGACAUUGAUAUAUUUUUUGAUUAA
This is a messenger RNA of Rotaria sp. Silwood2, 555 nucleotides long. Lineage: Eukaryota; Metazoa; Rotifera; Eurotatoria; Philodinida; Philodinidae. The record is from the annotation of a GenBank genome assembly.